AUGGCGGCUGACUGGCAACCCGAGUGCCUCGUGCCUCAGAACCAACCGUCCCUCGACACAGUCGGUGCUCAUUCUGAUCGGGCUUUGCAGAAUACCUCUGGCAAUGUCCAGUCAUACUCUGAUGCCUUGACACACGAUCCCGGCCGUGAAGAACACCUCCAGCAGUUGGCUUACAAGUAUCCCCAUCCUGUCCCUCACCAUGUCCCGACUGCGAGCAUGCACCAGCAAGCCGUGGCUGCGCGGCUUCAUGCACGCAAGCUGAGACGGCUUCACUCCGUGGGGCCCAAUGUAGCUCCCAGACGGGGUCGAAGCUAUCUCAAGUCCCAAAAGUAUUUGGAAUAUCGGGCACGUCCUCGACGUGACACCGGUAAGGAUGGUGAACCUGUUUGGUCUGAUGAAUUGGAAGAUGCUUUCCAGCAGGCUCUCGAAGCCAAUCCUCCUAUGGGCCGACGAAAGUGGUCUGAGAGAGGAAAAUCGUAUGGACGGAACGAGCUGAUUGCCGAGUACAUCUUCAAGUUGACCGGCAAGCGAAGGACCCGGAAGCAGGUCUCGAGUCAUCUCCAGGUCCUUGACUCGUUUCUGAAGGGAGACCCCGACUGGGAGCGACUGGUCCGAGAACAGUCACCGGAGCGGUCAAGUAGCCACUCUUCAUCAUCGGGCCCGAAGUGGAGGACGUCGAUGGACCACCCCACUGCCUCUAGUCACUAUGGAGCCCACGCUCAUCCCUCCUACCACGAUCCCAUGAGGUCGUCGAUGCAAUCCUAUGGAGGAGACAUCCCUCCGCCUCACUAUACCCUGGGCUCCAACUUGCAAGAUGCCGGAACGAAGAACAUUCAUGGCUUCAGUUUUGACAUGUGGGUGAGCGCGCCUCAGCAGGCCAAUCGCAUUGACAAGGCUCUUCAUGCAUAUACGCGGCUGCAGGGUGAUCUGCAUCACCCCAUUGCGCCCCCAAUGCCUCUGGAGAACGUCAGCGGGUGGCGCACCUCAUUUCCUCACGUGUCCUCACUUCUUGACGACCUGAAUGGCCCUCUCGAUUGCGAUAUCAUCAUGCUUGAAGUCAACUUACAAUUGAUGACCGACUUUCCUCCGUCGGGCUCGCGACUCGGCAUCCAACUCGACCUUGAUUUUGGCCACCCCACUGCGGGAGAUGUACUUAUGGUGAACCAGAUGGAGAACUGGACCUGCAGCACUCGUCUCUACGAAGAUGGACGGGAACUGUGGGAGACCUACCAUGACCUACCCAAGCCCCAAUCAACCAAAGUCAAGCCGCUCUUUGAAUCUUCCUGGUGGGCACGGCUCUUCACUGAGCUGACCCAGGACAAGCGCAUCGCUGAAGACUCGGGACAACCCGAAUCCGUCCAUGCCACUGACGAGCGCACUCGCCGCUUCUUCCGCUCCUUGUCUGCAGUACAGGAGAUCAGAGCUGUGCCUCCCAGCUCUCGGCGCCUGUCGAACCAAUUCCAGGGCCACCACGGCGAGGAGAGCGAGCGCAUGGCCAUAUUGGUCUGGAAAUUCCGCCAGACCCGCCCUGGUGAGGUUGGCACGACCACCUGGCGCCGUCUGGUCCCGCCUCCGGACCGCACCAUAACCAACAGCCCGCGGCAAAGCUCUGGAGUUGACCUUCCUCCUCUCUCCCUGGACUCUAUCCUCCUCAAUAAGCCCUCUCAAAACGUCUACCAGGCGCCACAACCCCAAGACCUAAUUCACCAGGGCCAGGCUCAAUCCCAAUGGCCCAUGUACCAAUCCUCCCACGACAACGUGGCUAAUAUGUUUAAUUCGUCGGGUAACCUCGACUUCAUGACCUCCAUCACCAAACCCGAGGACGGCCUCGGUGACAAAACAGCCGUAACCUCCGUACUGGAUUCAUUCUCCUCCAGCCUGCCCAACGAGACAUCCCAAGCCACCAGCCUCAACGUCUCGAGCAGCGGGCCGAUGAUGAUGAACAUGCACGACCUGCCUCUCUCUCACCCGAGCAUGGGAUAUCAGAUGAGCCACGAUACAAGCCAGUACGUGCCAUCGCAUCAGCACGGCGUCAAUAUCCACGACAGCAACAGUGUCCUGAACGGCUUUUUCCCGGGCACGCAAUCCCUGGACGAGCUGAGCCACGGCCAGGCAUCAUGGGGCGCCCAUUCAACAUCCAUUUCCGGUGACGUCGGUGCCGGUGGCUACCACCAUAUGCCCUUCCCGACCGAGCAUCAAGUGCCCGCCUCGCGCGAGUCGCAGCAGCCGCACCACUUCGAUGGCCUCAUGCCGCCGGAGGAUCUGAUGGACAAGAUCGUCGGACGCAUGUCCAGCGGAUCCAACAUGCAUGGGGCGGGCCCCGAGCAUGCGAAUGCAGGCUACGCGGAUAAUGGACCGGUGGACACUGUUUAA
This is a messenger RNA of Penicillium cinerascens, 2373 nucleotides long. It is a transcript of the gene abaA, whose product is annotated as transcription factor AbaA. Bases 1 to 2373 code for a protein of 790 amino acids. The transcript has 3 exons. Gene Ontology annotation, cellular component: transcription regulator complex. NCBI's taxonomy places the organism in Eukaryota, Fungi, Ascomycota, Eurotiomycetes, Eurotiales, Aspergillaceae. Gene Ontology annotation, biological process: regulation of transcription by RNA polymerase II. The record is from RefSeq and is a predicted model, not a curated record. Gene Ontology annotation, molecular function: RNA polymerase II cis-regulatory region sequence-specific DNA binding; DNA-binding transcription factor activity, RNA polymerase II-specific.